AUGGAUGUACUGUUAAAUAAAAGAAACAUCACUUUCGAGAGGCUUCGAAGAGAACACGCUAGCGCGAAACAACUUUGUGAACAGGAACCACCCGGGUUUGAAAUUCAUGAUCGGCUUCGGAAAUUAUCAGACCUGGAGGAACAUUUCGAAAGGAUCCAAACAGAAAUCGAAGAAGCAUCAUUGCCAGACGAUUUGUCAUCGGCUUUGAAUAUUAGGACAGAUUUCGAAAGGCUAUUUUAUGCAACAAAAAAUUUGUACAAUGCAUUAUUGACGACGGGAAGAGAUGACGCAGCCAGUGACGUAACAAUUGCUGAUCCCGGUAAUGAUUUAAAACAAGCAAUCCGUGUACUUCUUGAAACGCAAACAGCUUUGCUCACCAGACAAGCUGCAGCUUCAACGUCCAUAGAGGAGUUAGCUGUCCAGCUCCGAGGAAACGCAACCGAACCAAUGGAUACUCAAUUGCCGUCAUAUACUCUACCGAUAUUUAGAGGUGAUAGGAAGCAAUGGGCUUCAUUCAAAGAUUUGUUUUCCACCAGUGUCGACCGUAAAAAUCUUACAAACGCGCUAAAACUGCAAAUUUUAAUUACACACUUGGAAGGUGAAGCGAAGAGCCUUGUAAGUAACUACGCUAUUACUGAUGCAAAUUACAAGCAAGUUUGGGAUACUCUAGUUGAAAACUACGACAAGCCUAAAUUCGCCGUAUCGUCACUUGUGCAAGAAUUCUGCGAUCAACCUUUGAUCAAAACUCCAACCCUUGCUAACCUUCGAAGACUCGUAUCUACAUCAGACGAGGUAAUACGCCAGUUACACGCAAUGGGGGAACAAUACGAAACACGAGACCCUUGGCUCAUCCAUCUAUUACUCAAGAAACUUGACGAUAGCCUGCGAUCCCAGUGGGCUCAGCACAUUGUAGACAAUGAUUAUCCGACGUUCAACGAAUUGUUGCGGUUCCUCAAGCGAAAAUGUGAUGCAUUGGAGACUUGCGCUGCUUUUGGUACAAAGAGUAUUGAUUACAUGAAGCGUGAUAUAUGGAAAGACGAGCGGGUAAGUCAGAUUCCAAAGAAGGAAGUUCGAAGCUUAACAGUGGUUCAAAAUGUUCCAUGCCCGAUGUGUACUGAGGAUCACACAAUUUAUCAGUGCAAUAACUUCAAGGAAGCAAGUGUUCAAGAACGACGAGAUUUAGUUCAAAAGGCAAAAUUGUGCUUCAAUUGUUUAAGAUCGAAUCAUUUUGCAAAAACGUGUCAAUCAAAGUCAGUGUGUCGAAAUCCGGACUGUAAACAAAGGCACCACACACUACUGUGUCAAAUGGAAUCAAACGCAACAUCCAAUCAAAGUGAAAAGUCCCUGAUGGAAAUAAAAACAGAAGAUAAUAAUAUUCAGCAAAUGCACUCAUACUCGACCAGUCUUAAAACCAAUAGUCCAAAGUAUGUUGUAGGAACAUUACCCACAGCUAUUGUACGAAUUAAAGGAAAGGAUAAAUACUACGAGAUGCGCGCCAUGAUCGAUUGCGGUUCGCAAGCUUCGUUAAUUACAGUAAGUUGUGUUACACGUCUUGGAUUACAUCGAGCCAAUGGCAACAUUUUAAUCACUGGCGUUACUAACUGUGCAUCGGAGACCACAAGAGGUGUGGUGAACUUAGAAAUCUCUUCGCGUUUCAACUUCAACCCUAUUAUCAACACAAGAGCUUACGUAUUGAACAAGCUCACUCGUAAUUUACCACAGCAGAAAAUCGAUACUACCAGUUUGAAGUGCUUGGAAUCAUUGCCGUUAGCUGAUCCUGGAUAUGAUACACCAAGUAAGAUCGAUCUUAUUCUUGGCGUUGAUGUGUUUCUUUCAAUUCUAGACGAAGGAAAGGUUAAAGAUGAUUUCGGAAUGCCAGUAGCGGUAAACUCACUGUUCGGCUGGUUGGUUGCCGGUCAAAUCGGUAAUUCGUUUACUAUUCAAUGCAGUACUGCUGUCAUGAAUCUUUACACCGACAUCGAUGUUGACCGCACUAUACGUCAGUUUUGGGAGAUCGAAGAAAUCGUGAAACCUAAGCAUCUCACUGUGGAAGAAAAAAAGGCUGUCGAAAUAUUUCAAUCAACACAUCAACGUGAUGAUGCAGGAAGGUUUACAGUUCGCUUACCAAUGAAUGAUUCUUCAUUAACGCUUGGAGAGUCAUUGUCAGCGGCAAUUCAACGCUUGAAGGCAAUGGAGAGAAGGUUUAGUUCGGAUCCAAACUUCAAAAACCUAUAUAGUGAAUUUAUGACCGAAUACCUGAGGCUCGGUCAUAUGGAACGUGUACCGACAGAUGAAAUCAAUAUCGCGCCAGACAAACGAUACUAUCUCCCCCAUCAUGCCGUUUUAAAGGAGGAUAGCUCCACAUCUAAACUACGCGUUGUUUUCGACGGCUCAUGUAGGACCUCAACGGGUGUUUCCCUAAAUGAGAAGCUGCUGGUCGGACCUAACGUAAACGAAGAACUUUUUGUCGUACUCACUCGGUUUCGGAGUUAUGCCGUCGCAUUCACCGCAGAUGCAGAAAAAAUGUAUCGUCAAGUGAACGUACAUAAAGACGAUACUGAUUUCCAGCGAAUCGUAUGGAGAUUCGAUCCAACUCAACCAAUCGAGCAUUAUCGACUAUUAACCGUCACCUACGGGACUUCCUGUGCUGCGUACCUUGCUAUGGAAUCAUUACGACAAGCAGCUAAAGACAGUCAGAAUGAAUCGCCCAUCGCGUCAGAGAGAAUAAGGAAAAACUUCUAUGUUGAUGACCUUUUGUCAGGGGCUAAUACACUCGAGGAGGCGAUUAGGUUACAAAAUGAAAUCAUUAAAAUCACAUCGGCUGCAGGUUUCAACCUCCGGAAAUGGUCAUCAAACAUUUCACAACCGAAUACAAUUCCAGAACAGUCCAUACCUCUUAAAUUGUCACCAGAAACAGAAUAUGUUAAAGCACUGGGUAUUCAUUGGUCUCCAUUGGACGAUUCAUUUAGUUACCGUUUAAAACUAAACAUCCAUAACCAAAAUACCAAGCGUAAGUUGUUAUCGGACUCAGCCCGAUUAUUUGAUCCUCUAGGAUGGAUAUCACCCGUCAUCGUUCGAAUCAAAAUAUUAUUCCAAUCACUAUGGCUCACUGACUUGUCAUGGGACGAUCCUCUACCAGUAGCCAUUGACGACGAAUGGAAUAGAAUUAAAUCUACCCUCCAUCUGAUUGAAGGCAUACAUAUUCCACGGUGGAUAGCAAACCGUGAUGGUCGAAUUGAGCUACACGGUUUUGCUGAUGCGUCGGAGGUUGCGUACGCAGCAGUUGUUUAUGCUAGAUCGAUUGAUAGCAACGGAAUAGUAAACGUGUCACUAAUAGCAAGCAAAACUAAGGUUGCCCCAAUUCGGCAAGUAUCAUUGCCGAGAUUAGAACUAAAUGCAGCAGUUUUAUUAACUGAGCUUUUAAAACGAAUACUUGAGGCUUUCGAUCAUCUGGAGAUUCGUGUUUAUGCCUGGACUGAUUCUAUGAUCGUACUCGAGUGGUUGUCAUCCCAUCCUAGGAAAUGGAAAACAUACAUCGCCAACCGAACAUCAAUGAUAUUGGAUCUGUUACCUCGUAGCUCGUGGAAUCACAUACCAUCUGCAGAUAAUCCGGCGGAUUGUGCUUCGCGUGGCCUACUUCCCGCAGAUCUAAUUGAUCAUGUGCUGUGGUGGACCGGCCCAACAGUUUUGUACAACAAAAAUGAAAUGUGGAAUCAAGAAUCCGUUAUUACAGCGUUCAAUGUAUGUAAACAAGAUAGUACAGUCAUUUGUUCAUCAACAACCACCCUAAAGGUGUCGAACUUCAACGUAGAAAAGUACCUUCUGAAUCGUUCUUCAUCUUUGCUGUUCAUAAAGCGAGUCCUGGCUUGGAUAAAUCGAUUCAAGAAUAAUGCGUCAGCGAAGCUGACAGGAUUGUCUGUAUCAAAUGGAAAUUUGAAGUUGGUAGAAAUUCAGGAAGCGGACACCCAGUUAAUACGUUGUGCACAACAUGACCAAUUCAAUGGUGACCUCGAUCGUAUACAUAAGGGAUUGGAACCCUUAGACAAGCAACUAAAAUCAAUUAACCCAUUUUUAGAUGGCAACGGCAUAGCCCGAGUUCUGGGACGGUUGCAGAAUUCGCAAUAA
Messenger RNA from Malaya genurostris, 4125 nucleotides. RefSeq lists its product as uncharacterized. The record is from RefSeq and is a predicted model, not a curated record. Lineage: Eukaryota; Metazoa; Arthropoda; Insecta; Diptera; Culicidae. The transcript has a single exon. The coding region runs from base 1 to 4125 and encodes 1374 amino acids.